Molecule: messenger RNA, 1250 nt
Organism: Hibiscus syriacus
Lineage: Eukaryota; Viridiplantae; Streptophyta; Magnoliopsida; Malvales; Malvaceae
Product: probable prolyl 4-hydroxylase 4
Exons: 7
Coding region: 137-1033 (298 amino acids)
Biological process (GO): peptidyl-proline hydroxylation to 4-hydroxy-L-proline
Cellular component (GO): endoplasmic reticulum
Molecular function (GO): iron ion binding; procollagen-proline 4-dioxygenase activity; L-ascorbic acid binding
Source: RefSeq, a predicted model, not a curated record
AUUUUUCAACGGGUUAACUUGUUCAUAGCUCACAGCUCAGAAAUCAGAUCACGAAAGUAUCAUUUUCCCGAGAAAAAUUGACUUUUCAUUUUCGUAGAAAAUCUCACUUUUCUAUCCAAAUCCUUACGCAUUUGCAAUGGCAGUUUCGAGGAGUUAUACUCUGCAAUUCAUGAUAUUGUUCUCAUUCCUGUACCUAUCUUGUGAUUCCUUCUUGACUUCUCCAAGCUCCAUUAUCAAUCCUUCAAAAGUCAAACAAGUUUCUUGGAAACCUAGGGCUUUUGUCUAUGAAGGCUUCUUAACGGACCUCGAAUGCGAUCAUUUGAUAUCUAUCGCGAAAUUGGAGCUAAAGAGAUCUGCAGUUGCUGAUAAUGUUAGUGGAAAGAGCAAGCUUAGCGAAGUCCGUACUAGCUCGGGGAUGUUUAUUGCUAAAGCAAAGGAUCCUAUUGUUGAUGGUAUUGAGGAAAAGAUUUCAACAUGGACAUUCCUUCCCAAAGAAAAUGGGGAAGGCAUACAAGUUUUGAGAUAUGAGCAUGGGCAGAAAUACGAACCACACUACGAUUACUUUGUUGACAAGGUGAACAUUGCCAGGGGCGGACACCGCAUCGCCACCGUGCUGAUGUAUCUUACAAAUGUGACCAAAGGUGGAGAAACAGUGUUCCCCGAAGCAGAGGAGUCUCCCCUUCAUACAACUCCUGCAAAAGAUGAUCUCUCAGACUGUGCAAAGAAGGGAAUUGCAGUGAAACCAAAAAGAGGGGAUGCCCUUCUCUUCUUCAGUCUCUACCCUAAUGCUAUCCCCGACCCGAGCAGUCUGCAUGCCGGAUGCCCGGUAAUUGAAGGCGAGAAAUGGUCGGCAACAAAGUGGAUCCACGUCGAUUCGUUCGACAAGGAUUUGUCAGCGGGCGGUAACUGCACAGAUUUGAAUGAAAGCUGUGAGAGAUGGGCUGCUCUCGGUGAGUGUUCAAAGAACCCGGAAUACAUGAUCGGAUCUCCCGAGCUUCCUGGUUAUUGCAGAAGAAGUUGCAAAGUAUGUUAACCUUAUACUACAUGCUUCGAUCUUAUUUCGAUUCGUAUCGGAUACUGAAUUUUCCUCGUGUGGACUAUUUUGUUGAUUGUUUUUUUUUUGAUGGAUUAUUAACAAAUGUUAUUCAGUAGUUUCUCAUAAACAUAGUUGAAACUCAUGCAUUUUGUCUUUUGCCUGUCCGUUAACCGGAUUCGAUCUUAUUAGUUUGGUUAACGUGUUCUUUGUUGAA